ACCAAAUAAAUAUCCGUGGCUAUGAAUCAUUUCCUGGUAAACUAAUACCUCCUACAUACGAAAUAACAAUGGGAAAAUCUUUAAUUAACUGCUUAAUUGGUUAUUAUGAACAGGUUUAUGCUGACCUCAGAUACAAAUUCUAUUCUGGAAUUCAAAAGCAAGACAAAGAUACAAUAUUCGUUUCAUCUUCAAUGAUAUGUAUAUCUGCUCUUUACAUUGCUGAUGAAUGGUUUGGGUCACAAUUAUGUCGUUCUGAUUUUGAUGCUAAUGUGAUAGUUGCUUUUUUAAACAAUGAAGAUAAUCUUGAAUACUGGCCAGCAACUAUCUGUUAUUUUUUUAAGCAUACAAUAGCAUUACCAAAUAGACUUACAGAACAUAUAUUGGCAAUAGUUGAUUGGUAUAGUAAAUAUAGCAAAAAAGAUCAUUUUAAUAUUCUACGACGAGGAUUAUCUAAAAUCCUUGACAGAGUUGUUCAAAAUGGUAUAAGACAUGUUGAAUUAUGGAAGCCUUUAAUUAGAAGAAAACUUACACAUGAAAAUAUUAUACCAAUUCAACGAAUUUUACUUACUUCAGCAGAAUCUAGUAAUAAGAGAAGGUUUCAAAAAAACUUGCAAAUAGUUGAACAAAACAAUAACUACAGUUGUAAAAGUUUUCUUCCUUAUGGUUCCAACAGUAGUGGUGAAACACUUGGGCUAGUUUUAGAUUUCGACUGUGAUGACUAUGAUGACAAUUAUGAGGAAGAGCCGUUCAAAUAUAAUGAAAAUUUGUUUGAACUCUUAGUGAAUACAGAUAGCGAUAAUGAUUUUAGUAGUACAACUUCAUAUUCUGAAUAUUCUGAACGUAAUGAUAAACUCAAUAAAGAAGAGAAUGAUAUUAGUAAUGAUCAAUUUGAGAAAGAGAAAUCAGCAGAAAUACCUAACCAAUUAAAUUCUAAAAUACAUCCUUCUAAAAGAUGA
Messenger RNA from Funneliformis caledonium, 956 nucleotides. NCBI's taxonomy places the organism in Eukaryota, Fungi, Glomeromycota, Glomeromycetes, Glomerales, Glomeraceae. The record is from the annotation of a GenBank genome assembly.